Molecule: messenger RNA, 555 nt
Organism: Lactuca saligna
Lineage: Eukaryota; Viridiplantae; Streptophyta; Magnoliopsida; Asterales; Asteraceae
Source: the annotation of a GenBank genome assembly
AUGCCGAUGGAAAAUGAAGAUAUUUAUCUCUCCCCCUCCGAGCCUGAAGCGGAGGAGAUUCAUCACUCUCCCACAACUUAUGUAGCUGAUGAGCAUGAUAAUCAGAAAGCAAAUGAUUCAAAAUCUUCUCGAGAGGAUGAUGACGAUGAUCUUUAUGAAGAUGUGGAAUUUUUGAAAGAAAUCGACUUUAUCGGAAUCAAUGACGACAUUCCAACAAACAUAGAAUUUGAUUUUGGUGACGAAGAUUUUGAUCCUUUUCUUGAUAUUCCCAACAGCUGUCCUCAUGGAGUAGUUGAUCGUCCUUUUGUUCAAUCACCUCCUGUAACUGAUGAUCUUCCUGUUAACCCUCCUGCUCCAAGAACAACUACAAUUCUCAACAGGUUUGAAAAAGAACCUGAAGGAAGCAGAGCCAGAAUCACAAUCAAGCAGGGCAAAAGAAUCGUAACUGCAAAACAAAGCGAAGGCCUUUUAUUCAUGAAAAAUUAACUCUGCUGCAGCAGUACUUUUCUCAAGAUGUACUUGACAUUUACAAGCAACAGAUGUGUGCAUGCUUGA